AUGGCACACAAAGCUGAAACUCCUGCAUAUUGUAUAUUAUUUGUAUUCACGUGGUUUGGAUCAGUGCCUUUGCUGGAGGUCUCAGACCAAUCCUCUGUGACUGUACUCUCUGCUCUAAGGGAAGAAGACACAGCAAAUGAAGGUAGCACUGAUUCUUUGCUCACAAGGGAAACUAUGUUACUUUUUAACAAGAUGAAUACUUAUAAAUGGUUUUCCUCAAUGGAAAAUGAGGACCAUCAUUUUCUACCGGAUAUGAAGAGCUGCCAGGGCCGCCAAAAUCUUACCUCAUGUAACACCUGGAGGACUUGGGAUUCUUCUAGCAAAGCAAGUCAAACAACAGCCUUCCCUAAGGACUCAGGGCUUCUAUAUUCUGGCACUGAUGAUUGGAUUCUCAAUGGCCAGAAUGGAGAAGCGGGAUUUGCAAUAUAA
Molecule: messenger RNA, 429 nt
Organism: Pipistrellus nathusii (Nathusius's pipistrelle)
Lineage: Eukaryota; Metazoa; Chordata; Mammalia; Chiroptera; Vespertilionidae
Source: the annotation of a GenBank genome assembly